AUGGAGAUCCCAAGGGGGAAGCCGUGGUCGCCCCAGACCCCCCCCCCUGACCUCACCUUCAUCCACGCCCACGUCGUCGAUGUCGAGACCAGCUCCGUCAUCCGGGACGCCACCGUCCGCGUCCGAGAGGGCCGCAUCGUCAGCGUGACCCCCCAUGGGACGACCGCGUCCCUGGCGCCCGGAUCGCAGCUGGUCGACCUGGCGCAGCGGCACUACCUCUGCCCCGGCCUCAUCGACUGCCACGUGCACCUCACCGCGACCCCCGGCGGCGUCUCGCUGCGUGAGCUCUUCGCCGCCAGCCCCAACGCCCUCGCCUACCGCACCGCCUACGUGGCCCGCGAGAUGCUCCUGCGCGGGUUUACCACCGUGCGCGAUACCGGGGGCGCCGAUGCCGCGCUGCGGGAGGCCAUCGCCGACGGCUUGCUCCCGGGUCCGCGCCUGUUCAUCGCAGGCCACGCCCUCUCGCAGACCGGGGGCCACGGCGACUUCCGAGCCAGCUACCAGGGGGAGGCGUUCAAGUGCUGCGGGGGCCAGCAUGCGUCGCUGGCCCGCGUCUGCGACGGGGUGCCCGCCUGCCUGGCCGCCGUCCGGGACGAGCUGCGCCAGGGGGCCGACUUCAUCAAGAUCAUGUGCGGUGGCGGCGUGGCCACGCCCACCGACGCCCUGGACAUGCUGCAGUUCACCCCGGAGGAGAUCCGUGCCAUCACGACCACCGCCGCCUACUCGGGCAAGUACGUCACGGCCCAUGCCUACACCGUCGAGGCCAUCCGCCAUGCCGUCGACAACGGGGUGCGCGGCAUCGAGCACGGCAACUUCAUCGACCGCGAGACGGCCGAAUACUGCCAGGCCAGGGGCGUCGUGUUCACCCCCACCCUGGUCACCUACCACGGCAUGACGCAGCCCGCCUUCGCGGGCUUCCUCGACGAGUUCAGCCAGCGCAAGAACCAGGAGGUCCUCCGGGGCGGCCUCCGGGCCUUGACGGUCCUCCGGGACGCCGGCGCCCUCAUCUGCUACGGCUCCGACCUGCUCGCGGGGAUGCAUCCCCUGCAGAACCAGGAAUUCUCCAUCCGCGCCGCCGCCCUGAGUGCCGGGGAGAUCCUGCAGUCCGCCACGGUGAAUGCCGCCCGGUCCCUCGGCAUGGCGGGGCAGCUGGGGAGUCUCCGGGAGGGCAGCAUCGCCGACCUGCUCAUCCUGAACGCGAACCCGUUGGAGGACAUCGGGGUGCUGGACCGGAUCCAGCAGAGCCUGGUGGGCCUGCUGAAGGCCGGGCGCGUGGUCACAGUCCAGGCGGAUGGGGUGGAUGGGCUGUCUGUAGACCCCAUAUAUGACCCGUGUCGUGCGCGGGGGUAGUGGAUACCGAGUAACCUCCUCGAGCGAGAGGAA
Messenger RNA from Aspergillus heteromorphus CBS 117.55, 1383 nucleotides. RefSeq lists its product as uncharacterized. The transcript is spliced from 2 exons. NCBI's taxonomy places the organism in Eukaryota, Fungi, Ascomycota, Eurotiomycetes, Eurotiales, Aspergillaceae. The coding region runs from base 1 to 1350 and encodes 449 amino acids. Gene Ontology annotation, molecular function: hydrolase activity, acting on carbon-nitrogen (but not peptide) bonds. The record is from RefSeq and is a predicted model, not a curated record.